This is a messenger RNA of Phragmites australis (common reed), 1139 nucleotides long. RefSeq lists its product as uncharacterized. The record is from RefSeq and is a predicted model, not a curated record. Bases 418 to 906 code for a protein of 162 amino acids. The transcript has 6 exons. Lineage: Eukaryota; Viridiplantae; Streptophyta; Magnoliopsida; Poales; Poaceae.
AAGCAGCUCGGCAUGGGUUGAUCCAAUCCGAAAGCAGCUCGGCCUUGAUAACUCUAUGGGCUAGGCCGACAGAUUCACCGUCUUCCUCGGACCAAUCGAAAUCGAAUUCCUUAGUGUUCCCUCGUCUUCUUCUGAGCCCAGCCAUCCAAAAACAAACGAAGAAGGUCCUGAGCCCAUCCGUGGUCCGUGGAGGAGGACGAAGACGACGAGCCGAAUCGGACGGCCGCGGCUCGACCGGUGGCCGCAUCGCAGUCGCAGACGCUGGAAACCGCGCACGCACGAGGAUUUCCCUUCAACGCAGGGGGGUUUGGUUUUCCUCCGGCGGCAACGACAGGCCACGCUUCCCCUUCCCGAGACCCCGAGGCGGAUUCGAUCCAUCCAUCUCGCGAGCCGAGCAGAGGAGGGCGGGCGGGCGCCAUGGACGCCGCGCGGUGCCCUGAGAUCCCCCGGCGCUGCCACCACUGCGCCGGGCCCCUCUCCAAGGACAUGGAAUCAAGCAGCUGGACGGUGCCUCCGUUGGUUCGAGAUAGCUUCUCCAUGAUUGGUUCCGCUGUGGGGGGUACAGCAGGAGCAUUUUAUGGUUUUAACCAUGUUACGCCUGUCGUUCGACGUUACAUAAAGGGGCCAAUGUGGAUCCAUUUUCUUGUCGGUGCACCUCCAGUCGUUGUGUUCUCUUCUGCAUGUGCUGGAUUAGCAGUUAUAUUUUUAUCUGUAGGUGGUACAAUACCAGCCGCUGCACAGCUGGUUUCAUCAUCCUAUCAUGCAGCCAUGUCGUCGCCCUCCUUUGCCCGCUCUGCCUCUCAUGCAACCAUGCCAUCGCCCUCAUUUUCCCACUCCGCUUCUCAUGAUGACAUGCACAAGAGAAGCUAUCCUCUGACUGUGCAAGGCAAGAAUACCGCCCUGUAAAACGUGUUUGUGUUACCACUUCUCGCUCGUUUAACGAGAGAUGCUUUUGUAAAUGGUAAGAUUUUCCCGUGGACCGACGCUAUAUAUGUUUUUUUUAAUAAAUUUUGGUAUUUAUCUCUAUGCAUAACUUGGAGUGUGAUCACUUCAUGUCUAUUUUCCUGGUGGUGUUGCGACCGGCUUAUACUCGUUUGGGACCCAUUUCACAUUUUCAGUGUGCCAAACUUUCAAACAGG